AUAUGUUCUAAUAGAAAACGUUCACUCACUCAGUUAGCAAGUGACCGUUGACAGGAACGGACGUGUUAUCAAUGACGCUCCUCUUAUAUUUAAUUAGUGUAUUUUUAUUUGUUAAUGUCGAAGCUAAUUGGGCUGCUGAUUAUGGACCGUUUAAAACUCUUCUGUAUUCCGAUUGGAUCACGUGCGACCACAAUAAGAGUUUGAAUUUAAGUGUAAACGAAACUCUGGUAUACUUCUAUGAUUUCCAAAAUAACUUCAAUCUUAGUUACAACAUCGACGGAGCUAUAGAAGCAUUUACUCAAGUAUACAAUCUAGACGUUUCAAGACGCAUUAUUUUAUUCGUACCCGGAUACAAAUCCCACGUAUAUAAAAGUGCAUCCGAAAUCAUCAGGAAUGCCUUUAAAGAUGUUCCGAACAUAUACCUAAUGAUAAUAGACCAUUCAGCGUACACAUCUGCUAAUGGAGGAAAAUUGAAAAGCUAUGAACGAUCUGUUCACUAUUCAUAUUACCUAGGCGAGGCUAUUGGAGAUCUUCUCGUAAAGUUGAGAAUCCAUGGAUUUUCAUCAAAUAAUAUACACGGCGUCGGGCACAGCUUGGGAAGCCAAAUUCUUGGCUAUGCAGGUUCGAGUUACUUGAACAGAACGGCGGAAAAAGUUUGGAGAAUUACUGGAAUAGACCCAGCAGGGCCUUGCUUUUCAAAUACCUUAAUUCAAGAACAAUUAAGGUCAGGUAAUGCUGAAUAUGUGGAAGUGUAUCACUGUAACGCUGGUGGCUUGGGUACGACGAGUGUUCUAGCUGACAUCGAUUUCUUCAUGAACGAUGGCAAAAUUCAGCCCAAAUGUGACGCUGGUUUCCUUUCGAGUCUAGGCGAUUCUGACGCAAAGUGUAGCCACAAAUCAUGCAUGCGAUACUGGGCUGAGACGGUUAAUCAUCCAGGAUGGUAUUUAGCGUGGAAAUGUGAUUCAUAUAAGGACUUCUCGCAUGGGAAAUGCUCUAGUAACGAAGUGACGAUAGCCGGUUACUCCAAUCCAGGAAAUGCAACUGGUGUUUUCUAUCUAUCUACAGAAGCUUAUAGAAUAGAUUAAAUGUAUAUCUUUAGAUGCAUAAUUAUUUAUAGUGCAAUGAUAGUCAUCGACAAUUGUUAUUAUAAUAAAAUGCAGUUGUAGUCCAUGGUCAGAACCAAAGUUAUUAUUUAUAUGAGAUAUUUGUAGUUUUGAUAGGAAAAUUAAUAAUUCCUCGCGAAUAUAUAUUGUAUUAUUUUUUUAACCUGAGCCAUAAUAAUAAUUACAAUCCAUUUACUUUAUUGACGUCUUCCGCCACUUGGAUUUAUGCAAGCCUAUCUCGUUAGUAUCACCCACUCAUCAGAUAUCCUAACUAAACAGCAAUACAUAGUAUUCUUAUGUUUCGGUUCGAAGGAUGAGUGAGCCAGUGUAACUGCAAGCAUACAUCUUAGCUUCCAAGAUUGAUGGCGCAUUGGUGAUGUAACGAAUGUUUAAUAUUUCUUACAGUGCCAUUGUCUAUGGGCGGUGGUGAACUCUUGCCAUCAGAUCACCCAUUUGCUCGCCUGUCUAUGUAUAUUAUAAAUAAAAAAAAAAACAAAGAUAAUAGUUCACCUAUGAUGAUUAUGUAAACUUACAGAUUAUUAUCUUUUAAAAACAAUACAAAAAUAUCUACUAA
Messenger RNA from Vanessa tameamea, 1677 nucleotides. RefSeq names its product phospholipase A1-like. Gene Ontology annotation, molecular function: lipase activity. Gene Ontology annotation, biological process: lipid catabolic process. The record is from RefSeq and is a predicted model, not a curated record. The transcript is spliced from 2 exons. The coding region runs from base 72 to 1085 and encodes 337 amino acids. Lineage: Eukaryota; Metazoa; Arthropoda; Insecta; Lepidoptera; Nymphalidae.